ACAAGAGCCAUGUGUUCCAGCUCCACGCUUUGAAGGACUCAGGAAAAAAAAAAAACAGAAAACUUUUCAGAACUUUGAAGCAGGGGGAGAGUUAGCGAAAGUGAGCGAUGGGGCGUCUAAGAUGCUGCAGAUGAAGAUGAGCCGGUGAGCAGGUCUGUCGCUCACAGACGUUCCAGUUCAAGGAUAUUUAUGGUGAUUCUUCAAGAUCCCAGGCUGCAGCCAUCCAUCGGUUACCUCCCUGCUGUUUCUGUUAUGCAUCACGACGACAUGUCGGCCAGAGAAGAGUUCACCUACAGUCACGUGUCCACCCUGGAGAGGGGCAGCGGGUCGCUGAGGCGAAGCCUGGACCGGCGGCCGGACCGAGGGGAGAGGGACAGCUACACGGUGGACGUGAGGGCCAGCGACCUGCAGCUGGCACAGCCGGAGCCUCUAAAGCACCCCUGCUUCAGCUACAGGGCCUGGCUCUACAGCGUCCUCAUCGGGGGCAGCCUCCUCAUCACAUCUGGCUUCUCUCUCUACCUGGGAAACCUCUUUCCUGUUGCCAUGGACUACCUGCGCUGCGCGGCAGGUUCGGGCUUCCCUGCUGCUAUUGCUAGUUUCGCUAUCGCCAAGAACCGCCAUGUAGCGGUGUCAGAUUUCCAGGUGGUUUUCGUUUCUACCUUUGCUGUGACCACCACCUGCCUGGUUUGGUUUGGCUGUAAACUGGUCCUGAACCCAUCAGCAGUCAAUAUCAACUUUAACCUCAUCCUGAUGAUCGUGCUGGAGGUGCUGAUGGCCAGCACAGUCAUCCUGUCUGCUCGCUCUGCAGAGGACUGCUGCUGCCACAGGAGGCCGCAGACGUACGACAGACCUCUGGCGAUGACCUCUGCAGUCUUCCCAGUCCGGCUCCUCAAAGCCUAUUCAGUGAUUGAAGUGAUCGUGGGCAUCUCUGCCGUCUUCGGGGGAAUCAUCGCUCUCAACAUGGACGCUCUGCUGCCGGGUCCUUACUUGUCUGUCACGUUCUUCUGGAUUCUGGUGGCAUGUUUUCCCAGUGCUAUUGCGAGUCAUGUGGUGUCAGAGUACCCAAACAAAUGUCUGGUGGAAGUGCUGAUCGCCAUCAGCAGCGUGACGUCGCCCCUCCUGUUCUCGGCCUCGGGCUUCCUCUCAUGCAGCGUGAUCAGCUUUAUUGAAAUUUUCCUGCAUGACGUUCCAAUCGCCAAGCAAUCGUACGACAUCCUGCUGCUGAUCCUGAUGGUGCUGCUGCUGGUGCAGGCCAUUCUGACAUCAGCUACCGUGGUGCACUGUGCUUCCUACAAGAGUCAGCUGCGCAGGGGAGCCACCGAGUGUGACGAGAGCACGCAAACAUCCCAGCAGCACUGUGAGCAAACGUCCAGCGGAACACUGCAGGAUUACAGCAAGGACAGAGCUUGGAAGGCUGUCGUGGUCCAGAUGGCCCAGUAAAGUGACUGACACUCAGAUCUCUAAACCUGUGAGAAACGUCUGCAAGAUGUCCUCAAGGUUCAGGUGUAAAGUGGUCUUCAAUUUUUGUGAAAUAAAUCAGUCGUCCUUGUCGCUGUGUAGUUUGAAAUGUAGUUUCUUCUAUCACGAUGACGUGUAUAUAUGCAUAUUUAAUGUCACUACUUUGAUGUUUGUAUUUAACAUCUUUAGGCUCAAAAAGCUGUAGACGUAAACGUGUUUUCAGUUGAAUUGAAAUGACAUUUCUUCGGCGUCAAAAUUAAAA
Messenger RNA from Synchiropus splendidus (mandarinfish), 1720 nucleotides. It is a transcript of the gene mlc1, whose product is annotated as modulator of VRAC current 1. The transcript has 12 exons. The record is from RefSeq and is a predicted model, not a curated record. Bases 190 to 1440 code for a protein of 416 amino acids. Gene Ontology annotation, biological process: regulation of response to osmotic stress. Gene Ontology annotation, cellular component: plasma membrane; endoplasmic reticulum; cytoplasmic vesicle. Lineage: Eukaryota; Metazoa; Chordata; Actinopteri; Syngnathiformes; Callionymidae.